Messenger RNA from Pestalotiopsis fici W106-1, 483 nucleotides. RefSeq lists its product as uncharacterized. Bases 1 to 483 code for a protein of 160 amino acids. The record is from RefSeq and is a predicted model, not a curated record. The transcript has 5 exons. Lineage: Eukaryota; Fungi; Ascomycota; Sordariomycetes; Amphisphaeriales; Sporocadaceae.
AUGCCUCUCCGUGGUCCCGUGCCCGUGCUGCACCAGACGCGCGAAAACAGCGAAAAGGUCCAGGUCGGGCCCACGACCAUAUACAUUUUCGAGGACGGUACGCACACGGACAAUCGGAUCGGUUGUAUGCUGCUUGAGCUACCGGCAGGAGCCAGUGGGCCACCAAUGCAUUGGCACCGCUUCCAUGACGAGUGCUUCUUCGUCACCAAGGGGAGGGUUACCUUUGUUACGCCUGAUGCCAAUGUUGUCGUUGGCGUGGGUGAAUUAAUGACGGUACCUCCCCGAGCGAUUCAUACUUUCAAGAAUGCAAGUGAUUCAGAGCCUGCCGAGUUCUUCAUGACUGCUACACCAGGAUACUACAUGGACUACUUUCGCACCAUGAGCAAGAUCACGACAUCGGGCCAGAAGCUGACUCCGGAUCAAACCCAGCAUAUCAUGGAGCUGUUUGGUACCUUUCCCCCUGACGUCGAGUCCGAGCCUUGA